GCGCUCUGUUGGUGCUCAUGCAAAGUCUGGCUCUCGGCCGAACUCCUCACUCAUCCACACUCUCGUCAUCCUUCUCCCGAACUCUGAUCGGUGCUGCACAGUCUGCUCGGCCUAGAGCUGCAGGCCUAGCGACGUGCAUUGCGCUGCGCUCUCGAGACAUCACACAUUCCGUCUCCCCUAGACUCUUCACUUCUCUCUGCAGUCUACGCACUGUCGCUUUUAGUGCUGUUCCUCGCUGCCUGCAUUGGCCCGUCUCGAAGUACACCUCGAGGCCGAGCUCCGUGAUUCAAACUUGCAUCACCUCCUUUCCCUUACCGCCCCUCGCUCGAGUAGGCUCUGGAACUGAGGUGUAGUGUAGCAUAGCGUAGUACAAAGUUCACGUUGCCAUCAUGUUCUUUUCGAAAGCAGAAUGAUUCACAGCAUCUGACGCCCAAGCUGCCGAGAUAGCUUAAAAGGAAUUUGCCGGAGAUCAGUUGCACAGGUUACAGGAGCAGCUAGUUCGUGGAAGCAUUUUGUUUUCUGAGCGACGAAUUACGGACACGCCAUUCCAUUCUACUCUUCUUCGCGGGCGUGCGGCGCUGCAUUCGGGGAACUCGUGACGAAUACAAGCAGGAAGUAUGGGAAGGAGCCUUGCGAUGAGCGCAGCGAGGCGAGUGCGCCUGGCUGUGUCUGGGCAAUCGGUGUAUGAUACUCCAGCCUUGCUGAAGCAGUCAAAGAAUUACGACUACGAGAAGGUGAGCCUGGCAAACGCCGAAGGCAGAGCACCGAGGUCCGCUCGACUUGGAGGCAAGAGUCGGAUCCGCAUUGCAGGCCUCCAAGGACUUCUCCACACUCCGGGCAAUAUAUUUUCCAGACUCCGUGCAUCGUAUGGAAAAUUGCGCGAGACUGCUAAGGAAACCAACGUCAACGUGUACGAUCUGUUCGUGGGCAACCAAAUGUUGAUGCACGUGUGUGCCACCCCAAUGAGGGCUCACAAGACGAAGACAGUCACAGCAGCUCCCGUUCCCGUUCUGCCAGCCCGCAAUUCCAAGGCCUCGAAAGCGUCAGUGCCCUUGAGCUUCCGCGUUGGCAGGUCAGGUUCGUUCAGGCGCAGGUAAUGCUGCUACAUUCACUUGUUUUCAGGGCAGAACAUUUCGCCUGAACCAGAUUCUCUGCUCGAAAGAUAAACACCGUCGCCCACUGCCUGACUGCCGAAUGGAAAGCACAAAUGCCGACGAACGGAGCCAUCCGAAAGCUGUGAAGGCUAGCUACCUCACAGGAAGGUCGAUGAUGGCUGACUGAUCGAUCUCUUAUGGCUGCUCUCGGCACUCAGAACCCGCCUCGAACGCUGUCGAGCUGUCGAGCUGAGCUGAACACAAUCGAGUCUCAGCGCUGUACAGAGAUAUCCAGUGCAGUCCAUUCAUGAUGCAGCUCGGCUUCAUUGCUCCGGUUGCCAUUGCAGUUUGGAGAGAAACGAGAUCAUUUUAUGGCAUGGAACGAGACAACGUGGGUUGACAUGAAUUCCCGGCAGCACACUCACUCAAUGUGCUUUGAAUCGAGGAAGUUUCAUCUGGUCACUGAUUCAUUCGUGGCCGUUGCUUCUGCCCAAGCCAACGUAACAUAUGGUUCCGUGGACUGAGGGGGAGGGAACUCCACACGCCAUUCUCGAGAGGGAGUGUCUGUCUGUACAUACUUUCCGUGACAGUCGGUCUCGGGAUGAAGAUUUCGUAUCAGAGUACAUAGUCUGAUGACAACUUUCACAAGAAGUCCGUCUCUAUCGAAUGGUUUGCUGGAAGCUCUGGCCUUAGAUUUUCGCAUCAAGUUUGGAGGAAAGGCAGUUUGGAGAAGAUCCCUUCAUCACUCUGUGACUUCAGCAGUCCAUGUAUCACGAUGGAUGCGCGGGAAUGCAAAUAAAAAAAUAAAAUUGAUGCUCCUUUAUCGA
Marchantia polymorpha subsp. ruderalis is the source of this 1921-nucleotide messenger RNA. NCBI's taxonomy places the organism in Eukaryota, Viridiplantae, Streptophyta, Marchantiopsida, Marchantiales, Marchantiaceae. The record is from the annotation of a GenBank genome assembly.